AUGGUGAGCGCUCUGGAGCAGGAGCAGGCCGAGGAGGCUCUGAAGAACGUCAAGAAGGUCACGCACCACAUGGGCCACUCCAGAAACCCAUCCGCCGCCAGCGCCAUCUCCUUCUGCAGCGUCAUCUCCGAGCCCAUCUCAGAGGUCAACGAGAAGGAGUACGACCGGCUCAACUCCUCCAUCACCAGCACCACCAGCACACUGGUGCCCGGCAUGCUGGAGGAGGAGGAGGAGGAGGAGGAAGAGGAGGAGGACUACACCCCCGAGCCCAUCUCUGUGCAGGUGCCGCCACUCAGCUCCAGGAUCGAGUCCUGGGUCUCCAAAACCCUGGAGAACAUGCAGCUGCGCAGACAGAGCAGCACCGAGGACGAGGAGGAUGAAGAUGAGGAAGAGCGGCGCAGCGACGAGGAGGAGCUCGACUCCUCUGAUCUCACCGAACCGGCGGCGAGUUCACACACGGGAUGAGAGGUCACACGUAACACAAACACGACUCAGGAACCGAUAACGGACAGACCGACCGCUCACACGCUCUCUGUGAAUAACUCACGCUCAUAUCACGCCUUCAGAAAUCACACAGAAGCACUGUAAAGCAUCAUAACAGACGCCUGCAUGCUUAGUUUGGAUUAGGGUGAACAACUGAAUCUGAAAUCACUCAUUCACAAAGUAAACAACAGCAAACACACCACCGGUUUGGUCGUGUAACCGGACUUAAAGCACCAUCAAAUCACCAUUUACUAAAGAUAUUUUAAAGAACCAACUUUGGACCCCAUUGACUUCUGGUAUAUAGACAAAUAAAUUAAAAUAUCGUCUUUUGUGCUCCACUAAAGAAAGUAAGUCGGUAAGAACUAAAAGUAAGAAAGAAAGAACUAAAUAAUGACAGAAUGAUCAUUUUUGGGUCAACUAUUCCUCUAAAGUAUGAUAUUUGAGAGCUGUACUGAAUCACUGAAUCAAAUGAAUCGCUAUCAUGAUGCUUUACAGUGUUUUUGUGCUUCUCCCUUAAAAACGAGCAGCUGAACAGUCUUCUGAACAUCUCGUCCGUGUUGCACUGAAGAAAUAAAGUCACACGUGUUUAAAGUGAGUAAAUGAUUGAGCGUUUAGGUGAAUUAUUUCUUAAAAUCGAUGAAGUUUUGUCCGUGGCUCUCAUCUGAACGUGCGUUUCGUUUAACCGGGAAAAGCGAACGCGAAGCAUUAACAAACAAGCAGCAGACGUCUUGAACAAAUGAACCAAUCCUGUG
This is a messenger RNA of Sinocyclocheilus rhinocerous, 1235 nucleotides long. Its product is annotated as selenocysteine insertion sequence-binding protein 2-like. Gene Ontology annotation, cellular component: mitochondrion; ribonucleoprotein complex. Lineage: Eukaryota; Metazoa; Chordata; Actinopteri; Cypriniformes; Cyprinidae. The coding region runs from base 1 to 465 and encodes 154 amino acids. Gene Ontology annotation, molecular function: selenocysteine insertion sequence binding; mRNA 3'-UTR binding; ribonucleoprotein complex binding. The transcript is spliced from 2 exons. The record is from RefSeq and is a predicted model, not a curated record.